AUGAACUUCCUAACCACUCAACUGAUCCCCACUUACGAUAAAUUGAGUGAUAUAUUAAACGUCGAGUUAAUCCCACUUCAAGUGAGUUAUAAGAAAGUCCUCAAAAGCGACGGCACUUUCGACACAGAGUUUCAAUGCAUGCAUGACUUGCAGGAGUGUAUUGGCAACAGAAUAUGGGGGUGUGCGUGGAAACAGGAGUCCCACAAACGGACAUUUGAUUUAAUUGAAUGCAUGUAUAACUCGACCGAUCGGUUAACCCCGGGAAUUGCCGCCAAACAGUGCUCUCAAGAGUUGGCCUACAAUUGGACGGCAAUUGACGAGUGCUCGUCCGGACCGUUGGGAAGGGGUUUACAGUUAGAGGGUUUUGAAAGGCAACAGAAAGUGGUGCCACCCGUGAGGGGAACUCCAUGGGUGCUACUGAAUGGCGAGAAUAUAUGGAGUAAACACGCGUGGGAACGGCUGUUUGAGAUUGUUUGCGAGACAUACACUCAAAAGGCAAUCGUAAUAACGAUAGGAGUGGCGGGUAUUUGCAUACAAUUCGUGGGCCUAUGGGCCGUACAUAAGGAAAGUUAUUACAUGACGGGAUCGUACGGUACGAUACUGUGCUUUAUAGCCGGGUUCAGUAUCGCGUGGGGACUGUUACCCGGGUAUGAGUACGUAUGGGUGAUGACCAUUAUAUAUUUCGUGAGCAGUUUAAUGGCGCUGACAUUUGCCCGACAUAUACGGCGCGUGAGGCUACAGGCGCCCGAAAGACCUGUGUAUAUGUCUACCCGAUCCACAAAUGCCAUAAUUAUGACACCUGCCUAUCAAUACCCGGCUUAUACACCGCCAACGAGGACAGUACCCGUGCCCGACAAUCCUCCCACUUAUGAACAGUCUAUGGCUUAUAUUAAUAGUAAUCCGUUUGGGAAGCCUAUGAACACACCUGUGCUUAGUUAUCCGUCAGAGCCGUCAGCACCGGCACCAUCAACAGCACAGGGAUGGCAUUCAUAG
Molecule: messenger RNA, 993 nt
Organism: Oppiella nova
Lineage: Eukaryota; Metazoa; Arthropoda; Arachnida; Sarcoptiformes; Oppiidae
Source: the annotation of a GenBank genome assembly